Messenger RNA from Trichomonas vaginalis G3, 672 nucleotides. RefSeq names its product pseudouridine 5'-phosphatase protein. The record is from RefSeq and is a predicted model, not a curated record. Gene Ontology annotation, molecular function: phosphatase activity. The transcript has a single exon. The coding region runs from base 1 to 672 and encodes 223 amino acids. NCBI's taxonomy places the organism in Eukaryota, Parabasalia, Trichomonadida, Trichomonadidae.
AUGCUAGACAAUAUCAAAGCAGUUAUCUUUGAUCUUGAUGGAACACUUGUUGAUUCCAUGUGGAUGUGGGGAAGAGUUGAUAUAGAAUUCCUUGGCGCUCGUGGAAUUGAAGUUCCAGCAGAUUUAGGUCAAGCUAUCAGUGGAAAGAGCUACACAGAAACCGCAAUAUAUUUCAAAGAUCGUUUCAAACUCGAUAUGACACUCGACGAAAUCAAAGCUGAAUGGAGUAGGAUGGUCGAAGAUAAAUAUUCUCACGAAGUCUUUCUUAAGGAUGGUGCAUAUGAUUUCCUCCAAUACCUUCGUAAAAAUGGUAUCAAAACAGGCAUUGCUACAAGCAACGGCAUGGAUUUGGUCGAAAGAUGCAUUCAGGCAAACAAAAUUGGCGAAUUCUUUGAUUGCAUCAAGAUUGCUUGCCAAGUUAAGCGCGGAAAACCAUUCCCAGAUAUCUAUCUUGCUGUUGCAAGUGAUCUUGGCGUAAAACCAGAGGAAUGCUUAGUCUUUGAAGAUAUUCCAAACGGCAUCUUAGCUGGAAAGAAUGCUGGCAUGAGAGUUUGUGCUAUUUAUGAUGAAGAUGCAAAGAAAUCCACAGACCAAAUCAAAGAAUUGGCAGAUUACUACAUCACAUCAUUCAAGCAAGUCUUAGACAAUACCUACGAAGUUCUCAAACAUUAA